Molecule: messenger RNA, 768 nt
Organism: Brugia malayi
Lineage: Eukaryota; Metazoa; Nematoda; Chromadorea; Rhabditida; Onchocercidae
Gene: Bma-elo-2.2
Exons: 1
Coding region: 1-768 (255 amino acids)
Biological process (GO): fatty acid elongation, polyunsaturated fatty acid; sphingolipid biosynthetic process; fatty acid elongation, monounsaturated fatty acid
Cellular component (GO): endoplasmic reticulum membrane
Molecular function (GO): fatty acid elongase activity
Source: RefSeq, a predicted model, not a curated record
AUGGACAGAAAACGACUGCAUUAUGACGCGCAGUUGUCGAUGGAGUGGAUGCAACAAUACCGUCCUCUUUUUACGUUUCUCAUAGUUGCGUACGCGUUAUUUGUUAUUAGUGUGCGGCCAAUUUGUAAAGGCAGAAGAAGCCAAGGCAUGGCAACGAUCAUUUUUUGUUGGAACGCCUUUAAUGCGUUGGCGGAUAUUGUCCUGCUUCUUGCCUUAUUACCUGAUUUCCUAAGUUCUUUUCGUCAAGGCUUCUACUCAAGUUUAUGUCUAAAUGCUGACCUUUACAAGAACCCAAGGUCGGGAAAGGCAAUAUUCACAUUUCACAUCAGCAAGAUGUGGGAAUUAUUGGACACCGUACUUUUGAUAUUGGAUGGUCGUAAAACGAAUCAUCUUCACGUGGCUCAUCACAUCGUUGUUUCCAUUUCGAUGAUCUGCGCUUAUCAGCGUAUCGGUGCUGUGGCUCGUUGGAUUGCUACCACCAAUCUUGCUGCUCAUUCCGCACUUUACUCUUACCUGGCAGCUCAAAGUUGUAUUUGGAAACGUCGUACAUGCAGCGCACGUGUAAUCAACGGAAUCCAGAUGGCACAGUUUCCCAUUUGCUUGUUUGGUCUUAUCAAAAUACGCCAAUUUAUAAAUGCCAGAAAGAAGUGUGAGACAAGCUACAGUGGGCUAUGCAUUCUAAUCUAUUCGUCCUUUUUCAUUCUCUUCGUUUCAUUUUACGCCAACAAAUACAGAAAAGAUAGCAUUGGUAGAGAUUAUGUCUUCUAA